Linnemannia hyalina is the source of this 1566-nucleotide messenger RNA. NCBI's taxonomy places the organism in Eukaryota, Fungi, Mortierellomycota, Mortierellomycetes, Mortierellales, Mortierellaceae. The record is from the annotation of a GenBank genome assembly.
AUGGCAGACAGCAAAGGAGCCGCACCUGCUUCUGCGGGAUGGAGAAAGUUCGCCUUCCUCAACCUGACCCCCGCCCAAUACUUUGUCCGUCUCGUCCCCGCGAUCGUCUAUGGCUUGUAUACGUACUCUACCCGCGGACCCUUCCAACCUCCCUCCUGCACCAGCUUCGGAAUUUCCUGCCCCAUGACCACCAACCACAUCUCGGGCGUUCUCGAGCGACCCGAAUACUAUGGCCAGGUCUUGGGAUACUACACCGACCUGAUCGCGCAAUCUGAAGAUCUCGGCGGCUCUCUUGCAGUCUUUGUUGACGGUAUGGCCGUAAUUGAUGUCUAUACUGGAUUCAAGGACCUGGCUCGCACCCAAGUCUACGACAACACGACACUUCAACAGGUCUACUCUUCUGGCAAGGCUGUCGAGGGCAUUAUUAUUGCCCGCUUGGUCGACCAGGGCAGGCUGGACUAUGAGGCCAAGAUUGUCGAGUACUGGCCCGAGUUUGGACAGAAUGGAAAGGAGGAAGUUCGAUUGAGGGAUUUGAUGGUCCAUGAAGCUGGUGUGCCAGCAUUGGAUGAUGAGGACAAGCUCGAUGCGCUCUCAUGGGCCUCGAUGGGGGAUGAGGAAAAAUUUUCGGAGCGUUUGGCUCGACAGCCUCAUGUCUUUGGCAGCAAGCCGACCCGUGCGUACCAUGCAAUCACGCGUGGCUGGUUCCUGAACGAGAUUGUCAAGCGGGCUGACCCCAAGGGCCGGACGAUUGGGCAGAUUGCGCAACAGGACUUGAUGACCGACUAUGAGGACUUGGAGUUGUACUACUCCAAGCUGCCCAAGGAGUCGGACUGGGAGAACCGUCUGUCGCCCAUGCACGACUACCCUCUCCUUCGCAUCCUGGGUCGUUUGGUCUUGCCACAGGUGAUUCAGAACAGUAGGAUCUUUGGUAGCCCUCGUACGCUGCCUUUGCACCAAAUUGUCAAGAGGACAUUUGAGAGCAAGUCGCUCACUGCCAGAGCCCUUACGCCCAAGUUUGCUCCCUGGCCCCGUCUUCUCCGCACGCCUGAGGCACAUGUGUAUGAGGGUACCAGCUUCUCUCUCAAGUCUAAUGCCCACUCUCUCGCAAGGUUGAUGUCAAUGAUGGCCAACAAGGGCGGCUCCACAAGACCCGGUGAACCCAACCUCAUCUCCGCCAAAACCUAUACCCAGGCAACAACCCUCCACGGCGCCUCCCUUGACGAAGUCACCGGCGAGACCGUCCCCCUUUCCGUCGGUGGCUGGGUCAAGACCCGUUCCUUCUACGGCGAAGGUCCUUUGAAGGGCGUUGAAGUCCAAGGGUGGUCUGGAGCUGGAGGAUCGUUGAUUUUGUGGAUUGAGGAGCUGGGGAUUGGGUUCUCGUAUGUAACCAAUGCGUUUGCGGCGCCUGAGACUCUUUUGGGGGAUUACCGGGGCAAGACGCUGUUGGAUCGGGUUGUUUAUGCCCGUAAGGGCGAGUUGGGGCUGUUGCCUAAGAAGGCUCCUGAAGAACAAGCUGAAGCUGGAGCUGGAGCUGAGGAGAAGAAGCAGAGAGAAGAGGAUGAGUGA